CUUCCGGCGGGUCGCCCACGCGGCCUGGUUCUCGAGCUCGACGCAGGCUCAGCCAAUGGUCGCCGCCAACCGUCCGGGGUCUGAGUUCUACAGAUUUUGGUUCUCGCUUCUGGCCCGCCGAGCCCUCCGCGCUCGCCGUCCCGCUCCCGUUCCAACCCGCCGCUCCGGGCCUGCCGCGGGACCCCAACCGGUCGCAGCGCUGCCGAGCCCUGAAAACAUCUUUCCCAGUGUCUGGCCAGAGGUAUAGGGAGCGACGGGUGUAAUCUCCAGGCGAGAAGGAACAAGGCCCACCAGGAACAAUGGCGACCUCUCCCGGCCUCCAGCACGUGCCACCCCUGGAGCAGGAUGAGGAUGAGAUCCUGAUAGUGAAGGUGGAAGAGGACUACUGCUGGGAGGUGGAGCCCUCCCUGGAGACAGAAGACCCUAGCCCCGAGACCUUCCGCCAGCUCUUCCGGCUUUUCUGCUACCAGGAGGUGGCUGGACCUCGGGAGGCUCUGAGCCGCCUCUGGGAACUCUGCUGCCGCUGGCUGCGGCCCGAGCUGCGCACCAAGGAGCAAAUCCUGGAGCUGCUGGUGCUGGAGCAGUUCCUGACGGUGCUGCCGGGGGAGAUCCAGGCCAGGGUGCGGGAGCAGCAGCCAGAGAGUGGUGAGGAGGCCGUGGUCCUCGUGGAAGGGCUGCAGCGGGAGCCCAGGAAGCAAAGGCAGCGGGAUCCAAAGGUGCUCCCUGAUGACGCGGUGUCCCACGGGACAGGGGAGUGGUUCUUGAAAUGCCAGGUGGCGGCCCAGCCAGAAGAGCUGUCUCUGGAGGAAGGGGCUCAGCACUCCAGCCAGCACCCCCCAGCCCAGCUGAGCCACAGACCAAAAAGAGGCUCCCAGCUCUGGCCAAAGACAGGCCCAGCGGCCUCCCGGCAUCAGGAGACGUCAGCACUGGCCACAUCUUUCCUUUCAGCCUGGUCCCAGCAGGUGCCGGUGACCUUGGAGGACGUGGCUGUGUACCUGUCCCAGGAGGAGUGGGGAUGCCUAGACCUGGCUCAGCAGGCCCACAGCUGCGAUGUGCUGCCGGAGGAUGAGGGACUCUGCACUCUCGGGCCCCAUCUGACUGCCCAGCAGGGGCGAGGGGAAGGCCUGUGGGACCCAGCUCGUACGGCGGGGCCGAGGGAAGUCUCUGGCAGUGCCGGCUCAGAGCUUGGGAGGCAAUUUGAGGAUGGAGAGGACGCCAGGGCGGUUGCAUCGAUGAGAACUGGGUGGGGCCGAGCGCUCCCAGGUCCGGGUCAGGGGCCCGACCCAACCAGACCCCAGUGGCCUCUGGACAGAGGGGGGCCGCUCGGGGUCCGAAAGCCACACACAUGCCCUGAGUGCGGCAAGGCCUUUAGUAAGACGUCCCAUCUGACCAAGCACCAGCGCACACACACCGGGGAGCGGCCCUACCAGUGUCAGGUGUGUGGGAAGCGCUUUGGCGACCGCUCCAACUGCAGCACACACCAGCGGGUGCACACGGGUGAGAAGCCCUACGCCUGCGCCGAGUGCGGGAAGCGCUUCAGCCAGAGCUCCAGCCUGGUCAUCCACCGCAGGACACACACCGGGGAGCGGCCCUAUGCCUGUGCUGAGUGCGGGAAGCGCUUUAACAACAGCUCGCACUUCAGUGCACAUCGCAGGACUCACACUGGUGAGAAGCCCCACACCUGCCCGGCCUGCGGCAGGGGCUUCCGCCGGAGCACUGACCUCCGCAAGCACCAGCGCACGCAUGGCAGGGAGCAGCCGCUGCACAGAUCCCUGAGGCUCCAGGACGCCCCCGGGACCCGGGCCUGAUGAUGCGAUUUGGAAAGCUGCCAGAGUCGUUUCUGUCCCGGAGCCGGAAAUCCUGGUCUUCAGGCAUCUUCACACUCCAGUUUCUCCCACGGGCCCAGCACGAGGACACACAGUGGGACGUUUGGGGGGCCCAGGCCGAGGGAGGAAGCUGGGCCCUGCAGGUGUAUGAGGGCCUGGGGCUGCCACACAAAGAACCACGCACUGGGCCACUUAGAGCAGCAGGAAUUGUCUCACAGUUCUGGAGGCUCUGAGGGAGGAUUGGUCCCAGGCGGCUCCUGGUACUGCCAGCUGUCCUUGGCACUCCUGGGCUUGUGGCCAUAUCACUCUGCCUCUGCCUCCCCACGGCAUCUGUGUGUGUCUCCACAUGUUGUCUCCCCUUGUAAGGACACAGUCAUUGGAUUUAGGGCAGCCGCAGUCCAGAGUGGCCUCACCUUAACUAACUACAUCUGCAGAGACUUUGUCUCCAGGUAAGGUCAUUCUGGAUAUGCGUUUGGGGGACACUCUUCUGCCCACUUUGGGGGAAGGCUUGACGGCUGCGGGCGCUUGCAGCUUGGCGUACCCCAGCUUUCCCUGGGCUUGCUCUCCUGCCUUCCUCCCCAACCUUGCUGCACAUUCAGAACGUAGCCUGUGGGGGAUUUUCCAGUAUCACAGUGGUUAGGGGUCACCUUCUCAGAGCCAUAGCUGUUCUAUAGAUGACUGGCUGGUGUGGGAAUGCUUCCCUGAGAUGUCAUCUUCCAGCCUCCUCCAGCCUGUCAGAAAGUCCCCAGGGUAGGGCACCAGGGCUGCCUUUGUUCUGGCCCAAGUGGCCGUGUCCCAGGAUGCAGGCUGGCCUUGGUUGCCCCACUUGGACUUUCUGAGGUGGGUGUGCCUGUCAGAUCUGUUCACAUCUGUGGUCUCGUGAGUGGCUGAGGGGAGCAGCACGAGGCAAUGUUUGCUUUAGUCAUUAGUGAAGUUGUGGGGCAGCUCUGAAACCACUGGGUUCCGGAAUGUUCCAUCCAAAUACUAGACGUAUUUUUACCUUUCCACACAACCCAGGUUCCAGGCUGUGUGACCUGUUCUCUGUUCCCUUAAUAAACGACGUUAGUCCUCCUGGCCCCUGUGCUCUGUCCUGUGUGCUCUCUGGAGAAUGGGGCCGCCCAAGUGCAGGGAUGGUCUUUACCUUCUGGGCCAGCUCGUGGGGCACAGAGUGUCCAGCCAGAUCCAUCCAGGCCGGUGCUGCCGACCACCCACCUGCCCCUCACAGGCUCACUUCUCUCAUGUCCAGGCUGGUGCUGGAGGUGGCUGCCCUCUGCUGCCUGAGAGCUGGAGCCAUCCAAUGCCUGUUCCCUGACAUUCUUCCACACAGUCCUGUAACAGGCCCUCAUGAUUCUCCUGCUCUAGAUGGAAACUGAGACCCUGGAGCUUGAAGCACCAGUUGGCAGAAGCAGCUUUUUUUUUUUUAAUUAAUUAAUUUAUUUAUUGGCUGUUUUGGAUCUUUGUUGCUGCACACAGGCUUUCUCUAGUUGUGAGUGGGGGCUGUUCUUCAUUGCAGAGCGUGGGCAUCUCAUUGUGGUGCCUUCUGUUGUUGCAGAGCAUGGGCUCUAGGCAUGUGGGCUUCAGUAGUUGUGGUGCACGGGCUUAGUUGCUCUGCGGCGUGUAGGAUCUUCCGGAUCAGGGACUGAACCCGUGUCCUCUGCACUGGCAGGCGGAUUCUUAACCACUGCGCCACCAGGGAAGUCCCAGGACUGACUUUAAACCCAUGUCUGAGCUCCUACCACCUCAUCCUUCUGGUUUGCCUUGACAGUAAUUCUCAGAGUUGAACUUGGCACUAAGAGUUUAUUUUCUGUCACUGUUGGGAAAACAUCCUGAGUGAAUUUACUGCUAUUAAAAGGGGUGGAGAGUGGGGGAAGUGGAAUUUUUAAAAUAGCAUUUGCUCUUGAGAGCUAGUGGCUGCAGUGGAGGCUGCAUGUUCAGGCUGCCUGCCCAGCGCCUGAGCCCUGACCAUGCUGUGUGCACCCUGGAGUGGGAGGUGGGGGGCCGCUGCAGAGGGGAGAGGACCUGAGGGCCCCAGGUGAUGGUGGUCUGGCCACAGUGCCUGCAGGAGAGGCCUCCCCCAGGCCUCCUGUGACCUUGGUAGACGCUGUCUUACAACUGGCUUGUAAUAACAACGUCCCUUGUUGGGAAUGGGGGCUGCUGGUGAGGCCCCCUGUGGCCAGAUCAAGUGGAGUCUGUGGCCCCGAUCCUUUUUUAUUUAUUUUUUUGGCUGCAUUAGGUCUUAAUUGUUGCAUGCAGGAUCUUUUGUUGCAGUACGUGGGCUUCUUUCUUGUUGUGGCACGUGGGCUCAGUAGUUACAGCACGCAGGCUCCAGAGUGCACGGGCUUAGUGGCCCCGCAGCAUAUGGGAUCUUAGUCCCCUGAGUAGGGAUCAAACCCAUGUCCCCUGCAUUGAAAGGUGGAUUCUUAACCACUGGGCCACCAGGGAAGUCCCGUGGCCCCAAUCUUGGCUGCGCAUGGCUGGCUGAGGCCGGGCAGAGCCUGCCUUAUCUGGAGCCAGGCUGGAUGGGAAGAGGCCCUUGCCCACCCUCAGUGGAUGGCAGCUGGCAGUGACCCCAGCUAAACGCUGGAACCUGUGCCCAAAUGCCAAGGACCCUGCUGGGCUUCCUGAUCCCAUGGCAUAGGGGGCCCGAGAUGAUUGCUCUGCUCUUCCCAUGGGGCAGACAGGGCAGAGGGUGCUGAGACUCUGAGACCUUGGAAACAAGUUGGUCAGAGAACAGAGGUGCCACAGAUCAGGGCUCCAGCCUGUUGGGAGCAGCUGGGCUAGGUUACGUGAAAGGACUGAAAACCAGGGAGUGAGGUGACAGUGCUAGGAAAGUAGCGGCAAGGGAGAUGGCAGAGCCUCCUGUGGCCCUAGCUCUUGCUGGUUGUCCACAAGCUCCACUGUCCAUGGGGACAGUUUCAGGUGUUAGAAUAUUCACAUUCUCUCUACAGUUAAGUCAUCCACCUUUACUUUGUUUUUUUUUGUUUUUUGUUUUUUUUAUAAAUUUAUUUAUUUAUUUAUUAUUGGCUGUGUUGGGCCUCCAUUGCUGCACACGGGCUUUCUCUAGUUGCAGCGAGCGGAGGCUGCUCUUUUUUGUGGUGCGUGGGCUCCUCAUUGCCAUGGCUUCUCUUGUGGAGCACGGGCUCUAGGUGUGUGGGCUUCAGUAGUUGCAGCACACGGGCUCAAUAGUUGUGGCUCACGGGCUCUAAAGCCUGGGCUCAUGGGCUCUAAAGAGCAGGCUCAGUAGUUGUGGCGCAUGAGCUUAGUUGCUCCAUGGCAUGUGGGAUCUUCCUGGAGCAGGGCUUGAACCCGUGUACCCCGCAUGGCAGGCAGAUUCUUAAUGACUGCCAUCUAGGAAGCCCCACCUUUACUUUGGAAAGAGCCUAUAU
This is a messenger RNA of Hippopotamus amphibius kiboko, 5212 nucleotides long. RefSeq names its product zinc finger protein 500 (gene ZNF500). The coding region runs from base 300 to 1808 and encodes 502 amino acids. The transcript is spliced from 7 exons. Gene Ontology annotation, biological process: regulation of transcription by RNA polymerase II. Gene Ontology annotation, molecular function: RNA polymerase II cis-regulatory region sequence-specific DNA binding; DNA-binding transcription factor activity, RNA polymerase II-specific. NCBI's taxonomy places the organism in Eukaryota, Metazoa, Chordata, Mammalia, Artiodactyla, Hippopotamidae. The record is from RefSeq and is a predicted model, not a curated record.